Messenger RNA from Pipistrellus kuhlii (Kuhl's pipistrelle), 1533 nucleotides. RefSeq names its product CD300a molecule (gene CD300A). The transcript is spliced from 7 exons. Gene Ontology annotation, molecular function: transmembrane signaling receptor activity. Bases 292 to 1263 code for a protein of 323 amino acids. Gene Ontology annotation, cellular component: plasma membrane. The record is from RefSeq and is a predicted model, not a curated record. Lineage: Eukaryota; Metazoa; Chordata; Mammalia; Chiroptera; Vespertilionidae.
UGUGAAGGGGGAAGUGGGGCAUCCUUCCUGGAAGAAUGUACAGAACCUGCGGCUCUGGGACUAAAUGGGCACAGGCCUGGUUCUGGGGCGUCUCAGCCAGCCGCCCAGCCUCUGCCCCUUGGAGCCCUCCAUUUCCUGACCAGAUCUAGGAACAGAAGCCGAACAAGGAAGCAGCCGCACAAAGAAAAACAGAAGUGGGAGCGGGGGGCCCGGCCUCCCCGGGAGGAGGACAGAAGCCGUGGGUCCAGCAGGCAGCCGGGCGCCGCUGCCCGCGACCUCAGAGGCACAGAGAUGACCCCGCUGGGCCCGGCGUCCGGGCUGCCCGCAGCCCUGCUGCUGCUCUGGGUCCCAGGCUGUUUGUCUCUGAGCGGCCCCAGGCGUGUGACGGGCACCGUGGGGGGAUCGCUGAGCGUGCAGUGUCGGUACGAGGAGAAGUACAAAGACCAUAACAAAUACUGGUGCGAAGAGCCAUGUACCAUAUUCCAGAGGACGAAGAUUGUGGAGACCACGGAGUCAGAGAGAGAAGUGAGGAGCGACCGCGUGUCCAUCAGGGACCAUCCAGCAAACCUCACCUUCACAGUGACCUUGGAGAGCCUCAUGGAGGGCGAUGAAGGCAGAUACUGGUGUGGGAUCGAGAGAACAUUCGCUUUAGACCUCACCGUCCUGGUUGUGGUGUCUGUGUCCCCAGGUGAGCCGUACACCCCCUCCCCUCCACCAAUCUUCACGACAACUGCAACCACAAAUACCCCUGCAGCCACGCCCUCCGCAGUCACAGCCGGGACCCAGACUGUGCCCACAGCCCCGGCAGGGAACAGCACCGUCACCCCCAGCAGGAACAGCCAGGACAGCACCGCGCUGCCGCGGGACCCGGGCCCGGGCCACGGGCUCCCGGUGCUGCUAGUCUUGUUGGCGCUUCUGCUGCUGUUCCUGCUGGGGGCCUCGCUGCUGGCCUGGAGGAUGGCGCGGCGGCGGCGGGUCAAAGCUGGUGGGAAUCCGGAGCCCCUGCAGAACCCCUGUCAGGCCGCCCUGCAGAGUGAGCCCUGCUAUGCCAACCUGGAGCUGCAGACGAGGCCCCUGCAGGGAGAGCCCGAGCACCCGCGGCAGGAGGAGGAGGGGGAAUACAGCCUGGUGCAGGCCCCCAGGGAGGACCUGCACUACUCCACGGUGGUGUUCACUGCCCAGGACUGUGACCCUGAGGACCAGAGUCCCUCCCAGAGGCCCCCGAAGCAGGAGCCCGAGUACAGCGUGAUUAGGAAGACGUAGUGCCUCCGCUCCCCACCUGGAGGUCUCUGUGGGGAGCCCAGGGCCACCCCCCGUCCCCCACGUGCCCCUCAGCCUGCUCCCCUCCCACAAGGCGGCUGCAGACUGUCCCUCUGGCCUGGGGCCUGCAGGAACCCUCCCACGGCCGGCUCUGUCACACCUUCCCCCCGUUCCUCCGCCUCCUCCAGCGGUGUGAUGCACUCAGCCCCAUGGGAUCAGGACAAGGAGGCGCACACACACCGUUCCUCCGAGGAGCUUGUAAGGCCACGCAAG